Molecule: messenger RNA, 3088 nt
Organism: Macrosteles quadrilineatus (aster leafhopper)
Lineage: Eukaryota; Metazoa; Arthropoda; Insecta; Hemiptera; Cicadellidae
Product: glucose dehydrogenase [FAD, quinone]-like
Exons: 3
Coding region: 20-1927 (635 amino acids)
Molecular function (GO): flavin adenine dinucleotide binding; ecdysone oxidase activity
Source: RefSeq, a predicted model, not a curated record
UGGGUGUUAGUCUUUCAGGAUGGACGUUGCCUUUCUGUACGUUCUGUGUUGCUUCUUCUUAUGUGUGGGUCAUUCCCAUUUACAGCAUCAUCUGACUCAUGACCCAGGGACGGAGAUGAUACAAGAGCUCUACUCUGCUAUAGAGUCAGCUGACUAUCAGCUAGCUCCGCCCUCAGACUACCCAGAACACCACCAGGUGAUUGACGGAGAGAGUUUUGACUUCAUCGUGGUGGGUGCAGGGUCAGCCGGUAGUGUCGUAGCCAGUAGACUUUCGGAGGUGAAGAAGUGGAAAGUGCUGCUUAUAGAGGCUGGUGGAAACCCGACCAAGACAUCAGAGAUUCCAGGACUUCACCACUUCCUGCAUGGGUCCUCAGUAGACUGGGCCUACCUGACGGACCCUGGAGAGGACAACUGCCUGGGGAUGGUGGGGGGAAGCUGCCGGUGGCCUCGAGGGAAGGUGCUUGGUGGAAGUAGUACAAUAAACGCCAACUUGUACGUCAGAGGCCAUCCUCGGGACUACAACUCAUGGCUCGAGUCUGGCAACGAUGGCUGGGGCUACAAGGAUGUGUUGCCUUACUUCAAGAAAUCCGAGGGACUUCGGGCUCAAGAAGUCAGGGACAGUGAGAACUACAACCAUUAUCACGGGACAACAGGCCAGCUCACAGUGUCAACUUACAACAACUCAGAACUGAAGGAACUGAUUAACGCUUUCUCCAACGGAGUGAAAGAGUUAAACUACAAAGGUCAUACGGAUUGUAACGGAAAGUCUCAACUAGGUUUUGUACCUCUACAAGGUACAAUUGUCGAUGGAAAACGGUGCAGUGCUGCAAAAGCGUUUCUGACUCCGGUAAAAAGUCGGAAAAAUUUGAAAGUAUCUAAGUUUUCUUUGGUUUCAAAAGUUUUAAUAGACAAAAAUAAAGUGUAUGCAGUUAAGUUUACGAACAAAGAAGGUUCUGUGGUUACAGUUAAAGCUUCAAAGGAAAUUAUUUUAUCUGCAGGAGCAAUAAAUACUCCUCAGAUUUUAUUGCUGUCUGGAAUCGGGCCAAAACUUCACUUGGAUGAAUUAGGGAUUAAAGUUGUGAGCGAUUUGAAAGUCGGUGAAAAUCUACAAGACCAUAUGCUUAUGACCGGAGUUUUACUGUCGUUUAAUUACAGCAAACCAGUUAAAUCACAUCUGGAACACAUGUUUGAUUUUCUAACAAAGUCGUCCGGUAAAUUUAGCAAUGUUGGACUUUUGAGUUCUUCGAUCUUUAUCAAUGUUGAAAAGGAUGACAAACAAGACGACUACCCCGAAAUACAGUUUCACAUGGUGGAUAUUGAUCCAAACAUGGAGGAAGACGUUAUUGGGCUUGUCCAACAUACCUACAAUAUCAAAGAGGACAUCUCAAAGUCUUACAUUAACGCUAAUAAAAACCGUUAUUUAGUACUUGCUAUGCCAACGCUUUUAAGACCGAAAAGCCGAGGACAGGUUUUACUAAGAAACACCGAUCCAAAAUCGAGUCCAAAAAUUAUUUCUGGUUACCUUAAUAACGAAGAUGACAUAAGAGUUUAUCUUGAGGCCAUUAGAUUUGUAGAAAAACUUGUUAAUACCAAGGCUAUGAAAACCUUAGAUGCUAAACUUCAUAAAAUAGACAUCCCAGGUUGUAGGGACUUUGAGUUUCCGUCAGAUGAGUAUUGGACGUGCUCUCUUAGACAUAUGGUCUCUACGACGUUUCAUCCGACAUCUACCUGCAAAAUGGGUCCCCCUGAGGACCCUGACAGCGUUGUGGACCCUCGGCUUAGAGUCAAAGGUUUGGUCGGUUUGCGUGUAGUAGACGCUUCUGUCAUGCCUCAGAUCAUCAGUGGAAAUACUAACGCACCAACUAUUAUGAUAGGUGAGAAAGCUGCUGACAUGAUCAAACAGGACUGGGCCGAUGAUGAACUGUAAAAUGUUGUAUAGAAUAUCAAACUCUUUUUUCAGCUUUACAAUAACCACAAGAUAACUACAGUUUCAGAAGUUUCAGGUCUGAUUCAAUAAUUCUUUUUAUCGUCAUUGAUUAUAAAAAUCUUUUCACCUACGACCUUUUUUAAACCAGCCUUUUCAAUUGAAUUCUUUCAUUUGAAAAGAUUUACUUGACGGCAACACACUCACAAUACACUGAUUUAACGAAAUUCCCAGCAAGGAUUUAGCCCAGAAAACAGCUGUUUUCCGUCGGCGCCAGCUUAAAUGGGGUUUCAAUUCGUACUACCACAGAAAACAUACUAUAGUUCGGCCGCUUAGAAAACGACCUGCGCGCUAAUGCUAAACCAAUGUUGGAGGAGGUCGCUUUCUAAGCGGCCGAACUAUAGUAGUACCGCAUGCUUUCUGUGGUACUACACUGUAAUAGUAAUAGCGCAUAACGUACGAAACUUUACAUAAUACUACACAGAAAAAUUAGUUAAUUUUAAACUCAUAACACAAUCUAUUUAGAACAUAACAUAAAUUAUAAUAUUUUAUUUUUAUAUUUCAGAAAAUAAAAAUAGACUGUUGCAAUUAGCUGUUUAUUUCAUCAGCUGACUAAGUGCACGGUAAUAGUAUAUUACGUUACUAGUCCUGAAAAUGGGUGUUUACCGGACGAGUGUGGUCGUUCCCGUGCGAGACGAAGUCGAGUACGGAAUUACCAUACUAGUGACGUACGAUAUUUUACGCCAUACUACAGAUCCUUAUAUUGACUAAAGGACUAACAAUCUAUUAUAAUAUUAAAGUGAUACAAUCAAAUUUUAUGUAAACGGUUAAGGUCAUUUACCAAAUAAAAAUAUAGGCAUAUGGUACAUCAAAAUGAAGCUUGGAGUGUGUAGAUUUGCCGAAAAGUAUUGAUAUGGACGAAUUUCCUAAGGACUCUGCCCCACAGGAUGAUUUCCAAAGGGCUACGCCUGGCAUGCUUUCAAUGUUUAAAUGAUUUAAUUUAACUAGUGGCUUGUAGGGGCAAUAGCCCCUAUAUGUAUAUUCUAGUAACUAUUUUGUAUAAAUUACAUGUAUUAGUCUCAUGGGUUACCCUACCUUGAAUUAUUGUUUAACAUUUGUGUAUGUUAACACUGGUUUUUUCAAAUAAAUGCCAACUUUUUUGAA